This is a messenger RNA of Lagopus muta (rock ptarmigan), 3588 nucleotides long. RefSeq names its product STAM binding protein like 1 (gene STAMBPL1). The record is from RefSeq and is a predicted model, not a curated record. Lineage: Eukaryota; Metazoa; Chordata; Aves; Galliformes; Phasianidae. Gene Ontology annotation, cellular component: membrane; endosome. Gene Ontology annotation, molecular function: metal-dependent deubiquitinase activity; K63-linked deubiquitinase activity; protein binding. Bases 303 to 1664 code for a protein of 453 amino acids. Gene Ontology annotation, biological process: protein K63-linked deubiquitination. The transcript is spliced from 11 exons.
CGCGCCGUGACCCGGGCCGGCUGCGGCAGCGCGGGGGGCUGCGCUGCGCUCCUCUCCGCGGCGCCGGCGGAGUGCGGGAGAGGCCCAGGCCGCCUCCGCUGCCUGGCGUCUUCGCUUUGUCUCUCGCCGGGGUCGGCCACGCGCGUGCGAGACUCGGCAGCCGCUGACGGAGAGCGGCCCGGCUCGGCGCACCUGACCACGAUCAGUGUAUCUCUAUUAAAGUUUCCCCGGGCUCUGAGACAGCUGGCUGCAAAUACGGAGCGCUGGAUUAAUACUUGAGGCAGCCUAUCCUUCACAGCCAGAUGGAGGCUUUGGAGCAAAAGAGCAACCUCCUUGGUUUGCAAACAGAGGGCAACAUGGAACAACCAUUCAGUAUUAGUUCCUUGAAAAAGCUCGUAGCUAUUCCUGACCACACGGACAUCUCUGUGACCCCAGAAGAGAGAGUGCGUGCCCUAAGCAAACUUGGCAGCAAUAUUGCAAUCAAUGAGGACAUCACUCCACGUCGUUACUUCAGAUCUGGAGUAGAAAUGGAGCGAAUGGCAUCAAUUUAUAUGGAGGAAGGAAAUCUGGAGAACGCUUUUGUUUUUUAUAACAAGUUCAUAACCUUGUUUGUGGAGAAGCUGCCCAGUCACCGAGACUAUCACCAAUGUGCAGUACCAGAAAAACAAGUUAUUAUUAAGAAACUGAAGGAGGUUGCAUUUCCACGGACAGAUGAACUGAAGAGAGAUCUUUUAAAAAAAUAUAGCUUAGAAUAUCAAGAAUACAUGCAAAACAAAAACAAGUGUAAAACUGAAUCUCUGAAGAAACUAGAGCAGCAGAAGCUGAUAGAGGCAGAGAAGAAACGAAUUGCACAUAUGAGGCAGCAGCAGCUUGAAUCAGAACAGUUUCAGUUCUUUGAGGAUCAGCUUAAGAAGCAAGAACUGGCUCGAGAUCAGAAGAUUAAAGAGAGCAUGGUUAUGUCUGAGCAGAUAGAUGGAAGUAUGCUAUCCUGUAUUUCUGUACCUGAGAACAGUUCCUCAUCUACCACACUGCAAGAGAAAAAAGAGAAGAGUGAUAUAUGUGUCUCUACUGGAGAUUUACCUUCAGUAAACCAGGCCCUAAAGCCAGCAGCCGCUUUAAGUGCUGUUCAGACUCAACUGGCUGAAGCACUCAGAGGUGUAAUUUUACCCAGGGAUCUCUGUCACAAAUUUCUGCUGCUAGCAGAGGCGAAUACAUUAAGAGGAAUAGAGACAUGUGGAAUUCUCUGUGGAAAACUGACACACAACGAAUUUACUAUUACCCAUGUAAUAGUGCCAAAGCAAUCUUCAGGACCAGACUACUGUGACAUGGAGAAUGUAGAAGAAUUAUUUGGUAUUCAGGAUCAGUUUGAUCUCCUCACUUUGGGUUGGAUACAUACACAUCCAACACAAACUGCAUUCUUAUCCAGUGUUGAUCUUCAUACUCAUUGUUCUUAUCAGCUCAUGUUACCAGAGGCCAUUGCAAUUGUUUGUUCACCAAAACAUAAUGAUACUGGCAUCUUCAGACUGACUAAUGCUGGCAUGCUUGAAGUUUCUGCUUGUAAAAAGAAGGGAUUUCAUCCACAUACAAAGGAUCCCAGGUUAUUUAAUCCAUGCACCCAUGUGGUUGGGAAGGACAUAAAGAUAACUGUGCUGGAUCUGAGGUGAUACAGAUGGACAGUCGCAGUGUUGCUAUAAAAGUGGCCAAAAAAGAAAAAUGGCUUCUUGUUUUUCUUAUGUUUUCAGAAACGACUUUUAUAUUUAUACAUUUUAGAUUGAAUGGUUUGGUAUUUAUUGCUUUUGCCUGUUUUGGAGUUACUUUGUUGCCCUGUCAAGAAGGAAUUCAGUGGCAUUACCUGAAACUGUAGAUGUAUCAUCUCACUAAAAACAACAAUAAAAUGUACUUCAAGCAACAGUAACAAAAUUGAAAUAAAUAAUGCUCCUUUUGUAAUUUGUUGUUGUUACCUGAGAAUUACAGAUAUUUUUAACAGUGGUUGGCUUUUGAUGACUUCCAGCUACAUAGAUGUAUUCAUAGCUUCUUUGAAUUUACAUUGUAUGUAGCAAUGUAGAGGCAAACACAUCAAUUCAGGGAUUUGUUUUCAUCCUUGCAUAGCUCAAGUUUAUGCUAAGUCGUUAACAUAAUUAAAUCCUUCACCUGAGUUCUGACCGUCAUUGCAUCCUGGAAUAGUAGAGAAGAAUCAGUCUUUUGGAUAACUAUGUUUUUUCCAGCAAUUCUCUAGAUAAAACUUCUAUGUUAAAUCAAGCUUUUAUCCUGACAGUGAUUUCCUGGAUGUGGCUAGAGUUAGGCAAAAAGAUCUAUCUAGAGUAAGAAGGAAGAACCAUACGAAGGUAUUUGCUCUUACAAGAGUUUAUUUAGCGUCUGUCCCAAGAAACCUAGAUGACCUAGACUUUAAAUAAUAAGAUUGGUACAAAAGAGUUCAGAAUGUGCACUGAGUCUGAAGACGGACAAGAUCUGAAACCUAGCAGUUAUGCAGCCAUAGUAAAUAACAGGUGCUGCUGCAAAAAACUUACAGGUUGAAAGGUAAAGCGUUACAGGUAGGUGAGAUAAAUAGUUGAGUUUAAGGAAGGAAAAUAAGUAACAAAAAUAAAUAGCAUCCUUCAUCCUGAAUUCUAAUGAAUACGGAUUGCAGCAAGGUCCUUAGAACUGACCUUCUUCAGAUCUGUCUCAAUUAAUUCUUUGGUCAUAAACAUAUUCAUAUAUAUGUAUAUAUAUAUAUAUGUAUAUAUAUACUUCUAAGACAGCAGUAUUGGCUUCAAUGCUUAUGCGUAUACUUCUCUUAAAAUCAGUUUCAAUGUAUUUAAGACAAUAAGUGGAGUCAGAAAAGUCAUAGAAAAAAGGACAUUGUCUAAAAACAUUUUAUCUGUUCUGAUUACAUUACAUCCUCCCCUUCAGAAAAACAAACAAACUUCUGAAGAGCAAUUGUAUUAAGCCAGCUUAAUUACCCUUUAGACUUUGCUGAAAAUCAACAACAACACAAGCUACACUCAUUCUGAGGAUAUAUAAUAGCAAAGUCACCUUUUCAAGCUAGUAUCAGAAUUUAGAUAUGCUCCCAGAAGGACAGUUUUAGUUUCUAUCAAAAAUAAAACCAAAGAAAACAACCAUGGAAAAGAUAUAGCAAGCAACAUACACUACUGGACCACAGAGUAUAAGAAGUGCCUUUUCCAGCAUGGUAGCUGUGAACUGAGAAGCGAUGUGGUCAGAUAGUAUUUCUGGAUAGAGCAGAUGCAAAGCAGAAUGCACGUGCUCCUCCUGGUAUCAAGCACACACUGUGCCCCUCCGGUGCUGCCCAGAACUUUGGGAGCACCAUGACUAGUUCUGCUUGCAGACUGAAAUGCCUACCGAGGCCGAAUGCUGGCGCCGUACAGGCUGGCAGCUGGGCGUUUUCUGGCGUUGAUACCACUGGCCAACAGGUACCGCUUCUAAGCCCACAGCGCAGUAACAAGUUUACGCCACGAGAUGGAGCUUCGCACCAGCUGUAAAGGCAACUCCACAACUGCAUCUCUAAAACAGGAGCAGCAAUUUCGUUUGCAUAUUUUAAAAUUUAUUCAAAAAAAAAAAAAAAUACACCAA